AUGUCUACUUCUUGGCACAAAUACGAACUGGUAGACGGCUCAGAUGACCCUGAAGACAUCCCAUUAGUCGCAGUCAAUGAGAAGCCCGUUUGUAGGAUAUGCAAGUGCCACCCUUCAGUCCUUGCUGAACUUGGAGAAAAGGGAAAGCUCCAAGUGUCGCACCCCAGAUUUGGCCCAUUUUACCGUGAAGACGAAUCCGAGGUCAGUGGAAAGAAGGAAGCGUGGGAUAAAGUACUGGAAAAAUCUGGAGGCAGGAACAGAAACAGAACCAUAGAAAAUUACUUGUUUGCAACGAGAAGGGUAGAGAAAAGAGCCAGAGCUAGUUAUGCUGAUGCUGGGGGAGUCGUGCGUAACUUGACAGAGUCUCAGUUCCGGUGGAUGAUGAUUGAAGAUGGUUGCUUCUUCCUCCAGUUGGCAUUAUUCAUCCUCGGUGCUUCUUCCGAGCAACUGGGUUAUCCCGGCAAUCACAUUAUCUUUGGCAACAAAAAGAAGAAAGAGGAUGUCAACAGGUGGAUUGAGGCGAUGUUCUUUGUUGGGAAUCAAAUUCCACUUGUGGUGCUCAAUGAAUUUAUGAAGCAAAGUUUUUUCCAGGAUAUACUAAAAGUAGUGAACUGGGAAACCCCAUCACAACUGCCCAAGAGGAUCUUGUAUGAGUUGCUUGUUCUGCCUGCUCGAGAACAUGUUGCCAAUCAAACUGUUGCAUCACCAAAGCCUCGGGGUGAAGAGCAGCAGCCUACUGACUUGCUUCAUGCGCUCCACUCAUUCAUGCUUGAUCCAGGACGAAGUUUAAGCAAUGUCAACCUCGUUGACGCUGAUACAGGGGAUGUUGAUUUGGGGGACAGCAGGGGAGUCCAUGGAGCCAAGGACCUGACUCUUAGCGCCUCCGAGUUGAAUAAGAAGGGAAUCCGUUUUAGGAAAGUGAAAAAGGUGGGCUGUACAGAGAUAAGUUUUACAGACUACUUCAUCUUUGCUCGUCUUUACUUGCCGGUAUUCACAGUUGGUGAUGAUACAGAACUAGUUUUCAAAAGCCUGAAGCAUUACGAGGAGAGUCAACAACAGGGCAAGAGCAAACGCGAGGUGAGAUCCUAUCUGCAGUUCAUGAACGAUCUCAUUUGUACCUAUGAAGAUGUCAAGCUGUUAGCCAAAAAAGGAAUCAUCAAAGCAGACAACCCCUACCAUAAAGAGAAGUUGCCUACAAUCUUGAGCAAUCUGGCCGGCCAGGACAAGCACACCACUCCAAACCUCCACCUUUUGAGGAUCCAACUGAGAGACUAUAACAUUGCUCCCUGGGAAAGGUUCAAACUAUUGGCUAUCUUGCUUUUCAUCCUCACCUUAAUCCAGACAGUCUUUGCUGUGUUAGCUUACUUUAGACCCCCGCGCCAAUACCAAAACUGA
Messenger RNA from Coffea eugenioides, 1395 nucleotides. RefSeq lists its product as uncharacterized. NCBI's taxonomy places the organism in Eukaryota, Viridiplantae, Streptophyta, Magnoliopsida, Gentianales, Rubiaceae. The transcript has a single exon. The record is from RefSeq and is a predicted model, not a curated record. The coding region runs from base 1 to 1395 and encodes 464 amino acids.